AUGAGCCUCCCUGGUGGUGCAGGCUCUUCCACCGAAGAAGAGGCUCCCGUGGCAGAGGGGCGCGGAGUGGACCACGCCCCCGCCAGGCGGCAGAUUGAAGAGCCGCUAGUGCCCCCGCCAAGCCUGGAGACGCGUGGAGAAGAUGACGAGGGGGAGCGCGCGACGUACCCCCAGCUGAGCAAGGAUGCGCCCCCACCUGUGGGGGAAGGCGGAUCCCCAAACUGGGACCUCACAGAGGAGGAGGCGCCGACAUCGCCCGGCGCGAGGGAAGCUGAUGCCCCGGGAGGCGCCCCGAAGCUAGCCCUCCCAGAGGGCUCCGUGCCCACCAGGGCGUCGGGCGCCGACGGAGCAGACGCAAUGAGUCCCGAGCACUCUCCAGUGCGCUAG
Messenger RNA from Aegilops tauschii subsp. strangulata, 387 nucleotides. The record is from RefSeq and is a predicted model, not a curated record. NCBI's taxonomy places the organism in Eukaryota, Viridiplantae, Streptophyta, Magnoliopsida, Poales, Poaceae.